AUGGAAGUUGCUGGCGAGCUGGUUCUGCGCUGGAGCAGUCUGAUCUGCGAUGCGUGGACUGAGCUUAGUCACGACCUCACCGUCAGCGAUGCUUGGCUUUUGUUAGUUCCCUGGGCUUUCUCGCCCUUGACAGUCUGCUCAGAGGAUGAAGACGUGGCUGCCGGAGUUUCUUUUGGCCGGAAUCCAUGUGCAGAAGUCCUCCAGGCUUUGAUGCUUCUGUCGGGAGAUGGGCAACCCUGGCUGCGCGCAGAGCAGGUCCACAGGCACUUCUCCGCAGAGUCUCGAGCGCAGGUGGAUGAGGUUUUGUCUGCGCUGGCAAGUAUCGGAGGCGUUGACAGACACUGCGAUGGAUGUGUCCGCUUGUGCUCUGCACCAGCCGCUGCACCAGCCGCUGCUUCGAGUGACCUUGCGCCGGUGACAGCAUCUCGAUGGCAGAUGUUUAUCGCUCGAUCAAAGGCUGCACAGCAGGCAGCUGAUGCCGCAGACGCUUUGUCCAAUGUGUCGGACCCAGUGGAAGACGUGGAGGAGGAUGUUCCUUUACAAGACGUGCGUGCCUCUGAGAAGGAGCAGGAGGUGCCAUCCUCUUCUUCAACGGCGCCACACUUCCGGCAAGGCUUCUGGGCGAAAGCUGCCAAGGGUACCCUUCGUGCUGCAAAAUGGGGCCGGUGUGGCCGCUGCUUGCAUCCACUGCGUUUUUACAUCUUCCAGGGUGGCAGAACUCCAGGCAGGCCUGCGCUUGUUUGCUCGAAGUGGUUCACUGGAGGUUCUGCUGACGAGUCGAGAUGUUGGUUCCAGAAGCCUUUUCCGCCCGACCGGUUCGAUGAUCUGACAGCAUCCGAGAAGGAAUGGUGUAAAGACAUCCGUGUUCAGCUGCAAGGCGUGCUUUUCAGUUUGUACAAACGGCAGCAGCACUCCCUUCUGCGUGAGCAACGGAAAAGGAAGCCGAUUGUAAGUGCUGACUUGGAGAGACUUCGCGAAGCCACGCUUCGCGUGACGCAGCUGUUGCGGGCCACGGACGAUGACGAUGUCCUCACUGUUCUGGCGCUUCUGCUGGAUAUUUUGCAGACGUUGAUUUGCAAUGACGACUGGCUGAUGCUCGAGCUUCACCAGGUCGUUCGCCCUGCGAGCCUUAGCUACGCCGGGCCUGCGAAAGACAAGCAGAAGCAGAGACAGCUGGCACCUCUCAGAAGGUUGUCACAGUUGUCUUACGAAGAGAUCGUGCAGAUGCCUGAGAAGACCGCUGCAGCUUGGUUGACGAAGCACAACGUCUUCGGCCAAAAGAAGAACAGCCUGAAGAUUCCUCAGGAUGCUGCGGCCCAUUUGUUGGCCCGAAGUCAUGAGAGCACCGACAAGCACUAUGCUCUGAUACGGCAUGCCCUUGCUUUCAAGCAGAUGGCGAAGAAUGCAGCCACGACCUUCAAGCCAGGUGUCCUGGAGUGGGACGGCACCAGAACCACUUCGAGGAAAAGAAAGACUCCAGAUGGCAAAGUCUCAGAGCACCGUGGGCGAUUGCUCAUAGGAGCUCACCGCUCCGGCCCGCAGUCUGUGGUGUACCCGCUUCCCAACAAGCACUGCAAAGCCGGCUCGCCUGGUCCGCCGGAAUCCUACGACGAGGUCAUCGGCAUCAUUUCCAAGAAGGUUCCCAAGGGUGACCACGCCAUCGCCAGCGAUGCUGGCACAGGCCUCCAAAAGGCAUGGCGAGCUCUCGGAAUGGUGUCGGCGACAGCCAGACACAAUAGAGCAGAAUACACCCCCGUGACGAAGGUCCCGAGAAAACAACUGGGUUCGCAUGCUCUCUCAAACUUGAGUUUUGGCAACCGGGCGAAGAUCACUGCCAGAAAGGUCACAAUGGUGGGAGGCGACCAACGUGCAGAAUCUCUGGCCGGGACGAUCAAAAAGGCUCUGCGGAGAACCAACAAGCUCGGACAGAAAUGCCUGAGCAAAGAUCGCGACCACGUUGAUGCCCUGGCGUCCUUCCAGCUGAACCAAGAGCCUGGAUUGCAAAGUGUGAUCGAUGCUGUGGUUGCUUACAGAGCUUUCUGUGAAGACAAAGUCUCUCCCGCUGUGGCCUGGACAGACACGUCCUGGCUAGGCCUCGCACAGUGA
This is a messenger RNA of Symbiodinium sp. CCMP2592, 2106 nucleotides long. The record is from the annotation of a GenBank genome assembly. NCBI's taxonomy places the organism in Eukaryota, Dinophyceae, Suessiales, Symbiodiniaceae.